Ananas comosus (pineapple) is the source of this 2049-nucleotide messenger RNA. Its product is annotated as probable WRKY transcription factor 3. The record is from RefSeq and is a predicted model, not a curated record. Gene Ontology annotation, biological process: regulation of DNA-templated transcription. Gene Ontology annotation, molecular function: sequence-specific DNA binding; DNA-binding transcription factor activity. Bases 188 to 1537 code for a protein of 449 amino acids. Lineage: Eukaryota; Viridiplantae; Streptophyta; Magnoliopsida; Poales; Bromeliaceae. The transcript is spliced from 4 exons.
CUGCCGCGCGCGCGCCGCCUACGAGAGCCUCUUCGCCGGCGGCGGCGGAGGAGGCGGCGGCGGCGGCGGAGGAGUGGCGGCGGCGGCGGCGGAGGUGAGCCCCGGGCCGUUGACGCUUGCGUCGAGCUUGUUCCCCGACGAGUCGGAGUCGGAGUGCAGGUCGUUUACGCAGCUCCUCAUCGGCGCCAUGAGCUCCCCUGUGGGAGGUGGCGGUGGUGGUGGUGGAUUGGAGAGAAGAGGUGGUGGAGGAGGAGGAGGGGGAGGAGGGGGAGGAGGAGGAGGAUUGGUUAGGUUUGGGCAGAACCGGCCGACGAGCCUUGCGGUGACGCAGCCGCCGGUGUUCAUGAUACCGCCGGGGCUCAGCCCGGCGACGUUGCUUGAUUCCCCGGCUUUCCUUUCGCCUAUGGGAAACUUUGGAAUGUCCCAUCAGCAGGCCCUAGCACAAGUAACAGCCCAGGCUGCUCACUCUCAGUUCAAAAUCCAUUCUCAACCAGAGUACCCGUCUUUGCUUUCAAUUCCAGCAACAACUUGCACAAUACAUCAUAAUACCUCUGCUGUUAAUAUGGCACCGAUACCCGAUAUAUCGACUCUAUCUACAAAUAGUAAUAAUACCAAACUCGAAUCAGCUGAGGCCUCUCAAGCUGAUCAAAGGUUCCAACCUGCUCAUGUUGUCGAUAAGCCAGCUGAUGACGGCUAUAAUUGGAGGAAGUACGGGCAGAAAAUGGUUAAGGGCAGUGAGUACCCAAGAAGUUAUUAUAAAUGUACCAAUCCCAACUGUCCAGUUAAGAAAAAGGUCGAGCGAUCUGUAGAUGGCCAAAUAACUGAGAUAAUUUACAAAGGCCAACACAAUCACCUGCGACCCCCAAAUAGGCGAUCGAAAGAAGGUGGUGCUCUCCAAAGUGAGUCAGAGGAGUUUAAUGAGAAUGCAGAAAAGACUGGCAUUUCUAAUGAUAAUCUAUUAGCUUCUUCAAUUGGUAAGAGAGAUCGAGAACCAAGCUAUGGGACCCACGAGCAGUUGUCUGGUUCAAGUGAUAGUGAGGAGGUUGGUGGUGGUGAAGUGAAAGCAGAUGAAGCAGAUAAUGAAGAGCCGGAUGCUAAAAGAAGAAAUAUAGCAACUUCUUCGCAAAGGGCAUUGACUGAGCCUAGGAUCAUUGUGCAAACAACUAGCGAGGUUGAUCUUUUGGAUGAUGGUUAUAGGUGGCGCAAAUACGGGCAGAAAGUGGUGAAAGGAAACCCUCACCCAAGGAGUUAUUACAAGUGCACCUAUGCAGGCUGCAAUGUGAGGAAGCAUAUCGAGAGAGCUUCAACGGACCCCAGGGCAGUCAUAACGACCUAUGAGGGGAAACAUAAUCAUGAUGUACCAGCUGCUAGAAGCAGUAGCCACAGCAUAGCUUCCGCUUCUGUUUCUUCAAGUGGCUUACAAAAUAGAGGGCAAAAUACUCACAACCAGGCUUCCCUUAAUAGAACAGACUUCGGCAGUAGGGAUCAUCGAGCGGCCGCUGUUCUACAGUUGAAAGAAGAGAAUGAUAUAACAUGAACUCCGUUUUUUCAGGGUUUUCAUAUAUGAAAAAGUAAAAAAGCUCAUGCAUGUGCUGCCAUUCAUUGGAGUUAACAGGAGAGGUAAACUGACUGCAUUUUGCUCGAGUUAGGCCCAAAUUCUUACGAGUGUUAUUCUUUUUCUCUUUGCAAACAUCAAAGCCGUGCUGUUGUUUCUGCUUGAUGACACGACAUCCUUUGCAGGGGAAUCGCUUCUCAUCUGUCAAAUGAUGCACCUGCCCCAGCUUUUAGUUGAUAUAUUUUGUUGUACAUUUUAUAAGUUCAUACACAAGUAAUUAAGACAAUAACAAACAAAAUGGAGAAAUUUGUAUAUUUAUUUGAGAGUUGUGUAUAUGAUUUUGUUGUGGUUGAAUUCUAAAGUUGAUGCGUGAAUUCUUUUCGUCUUCCCUUUGUUUCUUUUCUAAUUGAGGAAAAUGUGUAGAGCUUGCACACUGAGACAUUUGUUGUGGUUUAUAUAAAUGUUAAACACAAUCUUACUUCAUUUAUGUCGAA